CCCACACCGUUCACGCCGCCUUCACGGAUGCCGCGUCUACCCAAUGAGCUCUGCGACCAAAUCCUUGCCAACCUGACCGAGUUGCGGUCACUUCGCAGUUGUGCACUGGUUUGUCGUGCUUGGGCAUCCACAGCCCAACGAAGCCUCUUCGCGACUCUCCGUAUUCACGAGAAGAAUGUAGCGCCUAUCUGCGAGCUCCUUGGAUCGACAGCUCCGCAUUUCGCGAACUACGUUCAGCACCUCUACAUACUCACUUAUGGGGACCUGAGAACCAACCUUGAAACACGCAUGUCCAAAGAUGCGCCGUUGCCCAUCAUCGAGCACCUAUUCCCAUACCUCUCACUCUUCGCCAACGUCAAGGAGCUUACGUUGGAUAGUUGUCGGCAAUUUGUUGAAUCAACUUGGGAUACUCACUGGACGAAUGUCAUUGCGAGUGCAUUCCCCUCGCUCCCAAAGCUCAACAUACUGUACUCCAAGUUUGAAGCUCUCGCAGACUUAGUGGACCUGGUCGCAGCUUUUCCGGUCCUCACAGCUCUGCGCGUGGACGACAUCGACAUCGAGGAAGCCAGUCACGAAUACAGCAACGAAGAGCAGGAGCCAUAUCGUGGCACGAAAACGCCCCCUGAGGGCUUAGAUAACAUAUCGUACUGCUCCGCUUCUCAAUUCGGAAGCGGCGGCGGGCCGUUCCUCCGCUGGCUCGCCGCCCAUCCCGGAAACUUCACGACCUUAUAUCUCGAUCUCGCUGCUGAAGCCGGCGAUGUGAAUGCUGGGGUCGAUCUCAUCACCGCCACAGGCGACAAGCUGCAUAACCUCACACUCGCAUUCGACGAUCAAUGGCAGCUGUGGGAAGACUUUGAGCUAUCGCCCAAUACGAGCCUUCAAAACUUCACUAUCCGACGGGCAAGUGACAUUGGCGAUUCUCUCCCGGAACUCAUCCAAACGAUUUCAUCUCCCCUGGAGACGUUGACACUGGGCAAUAUUGAAGAGAUUGAGCCAUCGAUGCAUUCUCUUAUCGCGGCUCUCAUGGCAAUGCCGUCGCUGACCAGAGUCACUUUCUACGUUGGCUAUACGGGCAAUGUUGCAGAGUGGAUCAAAAAUUUGACAGAAGACCACCCCGAGUUCAUGCAAAGCGGAAUCGUUAUUGUCGAUAACAAAGAACAACACGAAUGGUGA
This is a messenger RNA of Mycena indigotica, 1173 nucleotides long. Its product is annotated as F-box domain-containing protein. NCBI's taxonomy places the organism in Eukaryota, Fungi, Basidiomycota, Agaricomycetes, Agaricales, Mycenaceae. The transcript is spliced from 3 exons. Gene Ontology annotation, molecular function: protein binding. The record is from RefSeq and is a predicted model, not a curated record. Bases 28 to 1173 code for a protein of 381 amino acids.